AUUUUUUUACAGGUCUAUCGACUUGAAAUAGGAUUUGAACACAUGAAAUAUUUACAUUUGUUAGUUAAUUUUCAAAUUUGGAACGUUUAUUUCUAUUUCGUUUUCUCAUCGACUUGACGUUUAACAGACAACACAUAUCAGGUAUUGCAACAUGAUUGCCGUUAAAAAUUCGUGACGUUGGCAAAUAUUAAAAUGGAAAAUUUACGAAAAUGUUCUUUGUGUUUGGAUUGUGACGAUGAAGAAGAUGCUUCUGUGUUUUGUAAGCAGUGUAAACAAUAUUUAUGUACAGAUUGCAAGGAAGAUCAUUUCGUAAUUCCUGACUUACAAAACCACAAUCUCGUUUCUGUCGAGGAAGGGGUUUCGUUAGAAGAACAUAAGAAUUGUGACUUAUGUAUAAAACGGGGAAAGACUAUAAAUGCGGUGAAAAGAUGUGUUGACUGUAUGUUACUGUUAUGCCAUCGAUGCUCCCGCAGGCACUGUGUAAAUACAAAAACCCAAACCCAUACACAGGUUGAUUUAUCAGCACACCCAGGCGAUGAUGUAGGAAAUAGCAGAUCGAGUAGUGAGUGUUCAUCAUACAGUGAAUUGUUAGAGACCAGUGAUCAAGAUCAUGAGGUCAGUUGCAGUGGUAUGAACGUUGAAACUGCGUAUUACAUUCGUUUCGUUCUUCUCCUUAUCAAAGGUGGAACGCGUGUUCUUAGAAACUUAUUGCUCAUGUGUUUAGAGAAAAAGAAAAUAACCCUUGAACAUUUUCUCAGGUCCUAUAAAAAAAUAAUUCAAGCAUCACAAUACGUCAAACGAGAGCAGAUGGAAAUUUUGUACCCGGACCCACCAAAGACUUCAGACAUAAGGGAAUGGGAUAUACAACUCCUAUGUUUCAUUUUAAUAGAGUAUUUUAAGGGAGAAUUGAACACUCCGGAGGAGCUCGCUGUCAAGAAAAUAAGAGAAAUGCGGAAUGAUUUCUACGCACAUUACGCAAAAGCUUGUAUUGACAGAAAUACAUAUUAUUCGCUAUGGAGUGAACUUUCAUUAAUUAUGACAACAAUAGGAGCAAAGAUGCCGGAGUAUGAAAAAGAAAAGAACGACAAUCUGAUAAGUAAACUAUGCAGUACAAAGCUAGACAUGAAUUCUGCAACUAUGGAAAUAAGGAACCUGAACGAUUCAGACGAAUUUAUUAAUAAAAUAAAACAAUGUCUCAACAAUGUUUUUGGCAUGAAUCUUCAUAUUAUCAAACAGGAUUUAACUGAAAUAAAAGACGCCUUGAAUAGUUUGAUAGUUUUAAGAAAGGAAGAAACAAGUGAGCAAAAGCAUGCAAAAAUUGUGAACACGGUGUAUGGAGCUGUUCAUGUCUAUGCCAGGACACAGAACAUUGUUGAAAAAGCUGAAGCUCAGCUCCUUGCAGCAUCAAAUCAAAGCACCGACGGAACUGAAGUAACAGCAAACAAAGAGCUUUCUGAAAAUUUCAACAAACUUAAAGAAGACAUUGAAGAAACUGGAGUGAAUUUAACCAGAGGAGAUCGGGGCUCUAUAAUAUUUACAUUUGAAAGUCAUUCUGCGCAUGCUUUAUUAAAACUUAUAGAGUUUUUUGAAAGUACGCGCAUGAAAACUCACCUGCAAGAUAUAUCCAAAAACCUGCAAAACAUAUUGGGAGAAAAGAUUAAUCUAACUGCAUACAUUCUUCGUGACUCGCUGUUUGAAGCAUUAAGGCAGAUGAAAUGCCAAACGCACGAAGGAACUGUUUGGUUCAAUAUGAAAUGUACAGGAAUCGAAGGUCUUCAGCAUGCUUUGACAAUGUUUGAAGAAGGGGGAGCCUCAAAUUAUUUAAAUAAGAUGUCAGAGAUUCUUACACACAGCAUUGGCGAAACUAUCACUUUGGAAACAUCCAUUGAUAUUGAACAUUUACAACGUGUCAUAAUCAUAACAAAGCAACAACUUGCAUUGCCAAAUUGCAGUAGAUUUAUAGAAGACAAUGCUGAUAAUGGUGAAAUCACCAAUAGAGCUAAAAGAGCAAGGCAGAAUGUUAAUGAUGAUGACGAAAAGAGUGCCACUCGGGAUAAAUUAGAGACAUAUGUUUCAAACAGAUCGAAAUCAUAUCCAGAAACAGGAAAAGAUUAUAACGUUUAUUUGGAAAAGAUUGAAAAUGAUCGGCCAGGUAAACCAGAAGCGUCAGAGAUCUCCAGUGACACGGUAAACAUUGCAUGGAAAUCACCAUCGAAGUUUGGUAAAGAAGAUUACUACCAAAUAUAUUAUACAACUGAUAUGGAAGACAGGAAACGUAAAUGGAAAAAGUUUCAGGUUGAACCAAAUUAUCAUUCCGCUACAUUAUCAGAGUUGAAGACGAAUACAACUUACAUCUUUCGUGUCAAGGCCGUUUAUGAUGACGAGGAAGGGCCUUACAGUCCGGAAAGUGAUAGAAUAACUACGUCUAAAUCACUGGCUCUUCGUCUUUUGAAUAAGGCCAUUAAAAUUGAAGACGGAAAACAACCCCCUUACAAGUAUAUUCUACCAAUGACUGAAAUAAUAUCAGCAAGAAACGAAGAAAAUAAAACAAAAAAAUAUGAAAUAGGUGUGGCAGCAAAAGGAUAUGUUAAAUCAAAAACUAUUUUGUUGGUCGGAGCUACAGGAACUGGAAAAAGCACACUUGUUGAUGGCAUAGCAAACUAUGCUCUCGGGGUUAAUUGGGAAGACCCAUUCAGGUUCUCAGUCUUAAACCUAGAAGAACAUGAGAAAAAGCGAUCUGAAAAUCAGGCAAUAAGUCAAACAGAUUGGAUAACAUGCUAUACAAUAAAUCAGGAGCCAGGAAGCCGUCUCGCAUAUCAGCUAAAUGUAAUAGACACACCUGGAUUUGGUGACACUGCUGGUCCAAUUCGGGACCAAAAGAUUGCAGAUCAACUCCGUAAACUCUUUGAAGAGGAAAAAGAGCCCAAAGGGGUGACAUAUAUUGACGCUGUUUGUUUUUUGGUAAAAUCUCCAGACGCUCGUUUGACAGUUUUCCAAGAUUAUAUAUUCAAGUCCGUUAUGGCUUUAUUUGGAAAAGAUAUGGAAAGCAACAUUUAUUAUUUCAUUACAUUUGCAGAUAACAAAAAUCCGCCUGUACUUGCAGCGAUGUCAGAGAUAGGUUUGCCAAAAGGGGAAACAUUUUUAUUUAAUAAUUCUGGUUUAUUUGAAACAAAUACAUGCAAGGAUACCACAAAUGCAGCGUCGUUAUUUUGGAGAAUGGGUUUGCAAAGUUAUCGCGCUUUUCUUGAAUAUAUUGCUCGGUUACAAUCCAGAAGUUUACAGCAAACAAAAGAUGUUCUUGAUCAACGAUAUAAAUUAGAAGGAACAGUAACGCAACUACAACCCUUGCUUGACUUAGGUCUUUCAAAGGUUUAUAGCUUAAAGCAGGAAAAAAAGAUUUUGGAAGAAAACUACAGCAAGAUAGAAGACAAUAAAUACUUUGCUUAUGAAGUAGAAGAGAUUAAAAAGGAGAGGCGAGAGCUACCUAGUGGUGAACGUGCAACUCAGUGUUUAAAUUGCAAUCUCACCUGUCAUGACAAAUGCGCAAAUGAACAUGAUUUAAAAUUUGAAUGUAUUGCGUUUGAUUCAGAUGGUUAUUGCAUGAAGUGUCCAAAUAAAUGUCAUAGAGAAACACAUAAAAGCACAACAUAUAAAUUAGACUAUGUUUCUGUCAAAGUAAAAAAAGAAUACGACAAUAUGAGGCAAAAGUAUAGAGAAGCGUCAGGUAAAGCCUUGACGCAAGAGCAAGUGAUAGAUAAGCUUGUUCAAGAACUCGAAAAGACUUCCAAAGAUAUUAAAUACUUGAUGUUUGUGGUAAAGUCAUGCACAGAUAAGCUUUCAGAUAUUGCUCUAAGACCAAACCCAUUGAAUAUGACAGACUACAUUGACUUAAUAAUAGAAAACGAAACAUAUGACAGAAAAGAAGGGUUUCAGGAAAGAAUAAAGGUUUUGAAAGACUUUCGUAAAAAGGCUGGAAUCGAAAAGGAAUUUGAAAGAUUCAGUGAAGAGGCAGUUCAAAUACUUAAAAACAUUGAAAAAAGCAAAGCUGGUUUAUUCGUCCCUGACUUUGAAAUGGCCAAAUCGUUGCUAGAUGGAGAUUAAUAAUCAGCUGUAUAAAAACUGUCCUAACAGAAAAUUAUAGACACAAAUUCGUUUUAAGUUCAUGUGUAAGAUUCUUUACCUUCAGAAUAUUAUAUAAAUAACACAUUGGUUUGUGGGUAACAGUAAAAAAUAUCAUCCCGAGGAAAAUACUGAGGCGUAGCCGAGGGUAACAGUAUUUUCACGAGGGAUGAUAUUUUUACUGUUACACAUAAACCCAUGUGUUAUUUAUUUUAUUACCCCGAACAAAUACUGAGAUGAUCUAAAUUUGUAAACUAAAUAUAACUGUAACAAAAAUAAACCAAUAGUAGCAAUAACUAAACUGUCCAUACCUUGCAAGUUUUAAGUGUAGUGUUGGCCUACUUGAGAAGCUGUUUUUCUUUUAUUUUUUAAGCAUGUUAUGAUAUCUACCAGUCAUAAACAUACAAUGAGCUGUGUUUAAUUUAGAAAACAAAACACUAACCCAUUUAUAAGGUUAUGAUCUGUGAAAUCUGAUCCUUCUGUAUCCUGAAUAUUCUUUGCACGGUUUUUGAAAAAGUGCAUUUACAGAAUAACGAUUAUAUCCUUCAGAUGUCUGUCCACCAACUCUAUCUGUAACGUUUCACUGAUUAAAAUAAUUAAUUAAUCCUUUGUUGCAUUCUUAAAUCGUCUGCAUGUUCCAGUUUGACACAAAAUUUUUCACAUUACAAUUACUUCCGUUGAAAACGGGUGUUUACUUUUUUGGCUAUUCAACAAAAAGAUAUUUUGUACGCAAAAAGAACUCUACUGUGUCACAUUGAAGGUUCCAUGAUAACCGCCGUAUGAACACAUCUGCGGAUGUUUCUAAAUUCAAAAUUUCACCAUUUUCGUGUUAAUGUUGAAUUCUGCUUAAGCCGGUGCUAGGGGGCGUGGACGGUAACUUGCACUUUCCAGUACCGUCCAUGAACAGGCUCAAUUAAACCGAGCCGGCAGCAUUUUCAAUUUUGUUGUGUUGGACUUUCUUUAAGGAUUCUUUUUUCUCUAUUCUACAGUAGGGUGCAAAGAACUAAAUUUUAUGAGAGUCGUAAUUACUUUGGUGAUUCCCUUGGCCCUAUCGUCGAAAAUUAGAAUGAAUCGAGAGAAAAAUGGCGGCCAUUUUAUUUCAUUUUAUUUAGAAAAUAGGCCACGUGACCACGUAACAGUACGAAUCACUCCCAGAGGCCUAUGGGAAAUUAACAUUACGAAAAAAGUGAGGGGUAAUAAACAUAAAUAUCAUUGACAAUCAUGGUAAAAAAAAUUAUUGUAUAAAUGUUUUGUUAUGUUGAAUUAAAUGCAAUAUUCUUAAUUUAUAUGUAAGAUACUCUGUUUAUUUAAAUUGUUUGAUAUACGUGUGUAUAAAUAAAUAUGAUUGC
Messenger RNA from Ruditapes philippinarum (Manila clam), 5468 nucleotides. RefSeq lists its product as uncharacterized. The transcript has 14 exons. The coding region runs from base 193 to 4101 and encodes 1302 amino acids. Gene Ontology annotation, molecular function: GTP binding; zinc ion binding; protein binding. NCBI's taxonomy places the organism in Eukaryota, Metazoa, Mollusca, Bivalvia, Venerida, Veneridae. The record is from RefSeq and is a predicted model, not a curated record.